CAUUUAUUCAUUAAUAUUGAUCUUCCAGAAAUAUUGACUUGCGCAGUUGAUGAACGGCUUUGUUUCUCAUUGCUUACCUACGAAAAAAAAGCUUGUCAGUUUGAAGUACAAAUUGCAAAGACGUUGUUGCGAAGUAUUGACAUUUACUUUGUUUGUAAUAUUAUUCAUUUACAAUGGAAGAUAUACGUUCUAAAUACAAAUCUAUACAGAAUGGUGCUCAUCAUAUUACAUUAGAUUGUAUACAUCCUCAGCCAACACACGGUUCUCCGUAUCAUGUACAUCCUUAUCCCUCUCCUAUUCGCCUACAACAUGCUUUUACAGCACAGACCAGUCCAAAGAUGUUCCACCCAAAAGGACUUAAACCUCAUCGUGAUUGCAAAGUACUUAUUACACCAACUGAGAGUCCUAUCCUUGGUCGGGCACUAUGCCUCACACCUCGGGGCAGUCCGAUUCCAGGCCAUAUCUCUCACCUGAAUGACAAAUUCCAAGAUUCUCUGACUAUUACAUCUGACACUGAUGCUUUAGUCGCCAAAAUAAGUGCCAUGUUUCCAACUGUCAGUGAGACGCACAUAAAAAUUUUGUUAAAAAAAUACUACAACCGAGAAGCAGUAGUAAUAAGUGCAUUGCAAGUUGAAAAGCAUCCUAUAACAACACCUGGUCCUCUAAGCAUGUCACCUUCAAUGGCACGUCUCCAGAAAGGUGCUGUUGGUGUUUACUCCGCCAUGCAACUUGCAAAAGGAGGAUCAUCUAUGCAUGGGUCUAGUCAUUUGACGCCUCUUACUGGAACACCACAAGGUUCUCCCUUGCUACUUAGACCGGCUUCAGGGGCAUCAAGCUAUUUCGGCAUGGCAAAGGCAGUUGACGGCCAAACAAAACAUCAAUCACCUAAAAUGAAACUGAAGUACCUUAAAAGUAUUUUUCCUAAAGCUGAAGAGACAUUAAUUCUGGAUAUAUUAGCAAAUAAAGAUGACAAUGUGCAAAAGGCAAGCGAGGAACUUAUUGGUAUGGGUUUUACUAAGAAAGACACUUCGAUACAGAAGAAAAAAGACAAAGAAACACCACAACCUGUAAAGAAAGUUGUUACUAUAAUGAAAACAUCAGAAGAAAAAAUACAAUUAAAGCAAAAGCUACAAAAAAAAUUUAAAACAGUAGCAGAAAGGGUAAUAUCAAUAGCUUUGGAAAGUGUUGAUUUUAAUGAAGAAAGAGCCGAACAAAUAUUAAAUGCUGUGGUACAAGAAGAAGAAGCACCCAAAGUUACUAAGAAUGUUGAAAUAAAAGAAACACGUCGCCCUGGGCCUGAAGAAUUCACCAAAGGUGUGAGCGGCAGUGUGGAGCAGCCGCCGAGCCGGCCGCCCCCCGCGCCCACCUCGCGUCGCAUCAAGAUAUGGACCGAGCAUUUAAAACCAAUAUUAAAGACGAGUACAAGUGUGGAGCCUAAAUAUAAAUCGCACUACCGUAUGGCAAAUAAUGGUCCUAACCCAUCACUACGACAAGGACCGAAGGAUAGUCUACUUUUGGAAGAUUACAUGACGUGGAAUGGACCGAACCCGGAACUAAGAAAAGGCAGGACAAUCAAUCCUGAAGGUCCAGAGAAAUGCGAAAAAAAGUUUAAUCUUGCUCGAGGACCAGCCGACCUCGCGAAGGGGCCAGCUGAUAUUGCAACUGGUUCGAUUUAUCAAAAAUUAGCUAAAAAAUCAGCUAAGAUCGCCAUUUAAAAUAAAAACACCAUCAGGAUUGCGAAGAAAGAAGUUAAAAUAUGUUACGUUAUAUUUUUGUGAAGUUAUGUUUUUGUUUUAUUGUAUCUUUUUGUUCGAAAACCUUAUUUAAUCCAAUGCUUACAAAAAGUAUUGGUAAAACCAACAGUAGUAUUUAUUGAUUAUUUGACAAAGUCUUCCUACAGAAGCCAAUAUUUGUUAAUUCUUUACUUAAAAUAGCUUAAUUCGUUUUGAACAAACAUUAAAAUCGUGUUAUUAUUAGAAGGCAAUUGUCUAUCUUCAGGCGCAAUUAUCAAGUCGCAAAUUAGGCGUUUUGAGACCGUUGUGUCCAGAUAUGAUAAAAGCGUUGUAACCUUUAAUAUAAAUAAUGUACAUUCCAUUUACAUGCGUUAGUAUAUACAUAUAUGUUAAAUAUUUAUUUUGGAGUUAUUUUUAUUAAGCGUUACGUAACAGCGAUAUAUGUAAACACACGACAACGAUUUUUCAAUUUAUCUAUUUACUUGAACUGCAUUUAAAUUUUUAAAAAAGUCUUAUUCUUCAUUAAUACCGUGUUUCUGAUAUAAAUUUUUAAAAAAAAUUGUAGUAGUUUUUGAAAUUUUCACUAUUGAUAUUUUAAACGAGUAUAGAAAUAGGCAUUUUGUUAGUUAUUGUUACAUGACACUGUGGAUUUCUAUUGACUAAAAAUUUGUACAACAUAUAGUCAACCCUCUCAAUAUGUUGAACAAAAGAGAUAACAAUAACAUUUUGUACCGCAGUGGAAACCCAACCAAUUAUUAUUUUGUGCCAAAUGUUAGUUAAUUAUGCCCAAUUAACUCCCUUUUGAUAUAAUUUAUUAUAUUUAGUAUUAACUCUAUUGUUUAUUGUUAUAGUUUUUAAUCUACAAAUUUGAAUUGAUAUAAGCCAAUUUUACAAUUUUGCUAAUGUUAUUCGGCGGUAGUGCAACAUUCUUGCAAAUUCCGUAGUUUACCUUAGAGACAAAGAAUUUUCUUACAAAAGAUACCUCAUUAUAAGGCCUUCGUAUUUAUGAAUCAAUGAUAAGUAUUUUAGGACGCUUUACUUUUAGUAAUAAUAUUUACUUGUACGCAUUAGAUUAUAUAAUAAUAGUUUAGAUUCUUCUUGCAAUUUGAAUUUGUCUGCACGUUCGUUACAUUUAAAUAUAAUUAGUGAUUCACUUCCAAAUAAUCUUUAAUCGUUAUUCAAUUUGUAGAAUAAAUAUUUCUUCCUGUUUAAAGUAGAUUAACUUUUCUAAUUAAAGGUAAUCCAAACUUGUCAUUAAAGUAAAUGAAAAUUAUUUUUAUCGUAAUUUAGUAUCAAAGGAAUAUUUUUAUAUGAUGCAAUGAGUGGUAAAGCCAGCUACACACCUUCUGUUUAACAGCACAGUUUUUUCUAAACAGGACAUUGCAACUGUCAAGCUGUACAGUUUUCAAUUUUAUCUAAAUUCAAUGUGUAUAGCCGGCUUUACUUAUGUAUAUUAAAAUUCAUUGUAGAAUUUACAAUAUUGCAUACUUAAGUGUAAAAGUCUAAAGGGUCAAGUAAAAAAAGCAAUACAUUGAAUUUGUAUAUUUUAACUAUCUUUUUCUAGACUCUGUUAACUAAUACAGUCAGACCUGGAUAAGGGAGAGUCCAAGGGACGCAACUUUUACCAAGCGCAUAUGACGGUCGUGCGACUGACCGAGGACUCGCUCAAAAGAGUUUCUCGUCUAUCCAGGUUCGACUACAAUUCUGAGAAAGUUGCAGUACAUUAGUACUUUUUAUAUUAUGGCCAAUCUAGUAGUUAUUUUUACUAGUUUUAGGAUAACUCAGUAUUAAGCUUAUAUUGAAACAGCUAAGAAUUUAGACAGUAUUGCCAGUUAGAUUUAAGGUUGAUUCUGCUCAAAAUAUCAUUAUCUUAGAUAUAGUGAUUAGCUCUUAGUUCAGUUUUCUCAAGAUUUCUAUUUUUAAUUCAAAAACAUGAAUACGUUAUUAUGUUAGCAAUAAAAAUUCAUCAAAACAACAGUGCAUUUUUUUGCAACCAAGGACAACGAAAUUUAAUGUGUUUUCUACCUCAGAAAAGUAACUAAGAAGCAAGAGAAUUGUCCAUCAAACGUAUGAUUGGUAAUACAACGGCUCUAUGUUUGUUGACGCGAAAAGUUCCUAUGCAUAGACCGUAUGCAGACAGCAAACAAACAGUUUUUCGUUUGGUUGUUACAUACACAGCAAUGUGUUGCCAUGCAGUUGUUGGAAGUUGUCUAUUCUCUUGUCAGAAUUAAGCGUGAGAAAUGCCGCUGUUCGUAAUCGCUCAUGCGUAGGGACUUAAUGCUCAGGUCAAUUGUAAAAAGCAAUAGAUUUCAUCAUAAUGUUCAUUUCUAUUGAAUUCAGUAGUUUUCUAGUCAAUUAAGCUAAGAAUAGAUUGUAGUUCUACUUUCAAAUUUCAUAUUUUUGCGACAAUUGUAAGUCUUUUAUCGAAAUAAACAUUUUGGAUUGCCAAAUAUUGUAUUUUCUUUGAUUCCAUAAUUUUAGUAAACACUACG
This is a messenger RNA of Papilio xuthus (Asian swallowtail), 4225 nucleotides long. RefSeq lists its product as uncharacterized. NCBI's taxonomy places the organism in Eukaryota, Metazoa, Arthropoda, Insecta, Lepidoptera, Papilionidae. Gene Ontology annotation, molecular function: ubiquitin binding. The record is from RefSeq and is a predicted model, not a curated record. The transcript is spliced from 11 exons. Bases 174 to 1715 code for a protein of 513 amino acids.